AUGUACUUUGAACAAAAUACAAAUACAAGGACAGUUUAUGGCGUUCAGUGGAAGAAACUAGAAAAAGAAGAGAUGUACGUUUUCAUCGCGCUUCAUAUUCUUACUGGAUUAGUAAAGUGCUCUCGCAUAACAGAUUACUGGAGUAAUAACAUUUUGUGCGCUGGUCCAAAAGUUUUCAAUAAAUCUAUUAUGAGUCGAAACAGGUAUCUUUCUAUACUCAAGUUUAUUCGGUUUUCGCCACCCGAAGCAGCAAGAAACAAUGCCCCUCUAAGCCGACUUGGAAUUUAUAUGUCCAUGCUCAAAGACAACUGCAAGACGUUGGUUGACCCUGGACCAGUUGACCGAGAAGUUAUUCUAGACAAUUGGUAUACAUCCGUGCGGCUUUCGCAAUUUUUACUUACCCAAGGAACCUAUUUGACUGGAACUAUAAGAAGCAAUCGUGGAGUUCCCGCUCAGUUAACUAGAAUUCCACUAGAAAGGUACCAAUCCUGCUUCGUACGGAAAGACAUGCAACUGCUUGUACGAUAUAAGGACAAGAAGGAUGUUUACUUGUUGACAAGUAAGCAUAGUGCAGGGUUUUUUGAAAAAUCUCGCUAUAUGGUAGGCGGUAAACAAGUGCAUUUUAAAAAACCUGCCCACAUUGAAUUUUAUAAUCAAAAUAUGGGCUCUGUUGACGCUGUCGAUCAAGAUCUGGAACCUUACAAUUCUUUACGAAAAAGCUAUACUUGGUUUACAAAAGUGGGCUUUCAAUUAAUGCUCCAGAUGCUUCUAAAUUCUAAGGUUUUAUUCUGUAACGCUAAAGAUGAUUUCAACAUUUCGAUGUAUGACUAUAUAAAACUGUGCUGUAAUGGUAUUUUGCACAAAUACAGUGAAGGAUAUCGCUGCAUGACGGAUGCUUCUUCAUGUUAUAAUCAACCUUCAACUUCAAAAAAAACACAAAAAGAACACGUUAUGGUUAAUUUACCAAAGGAAGAUGAAAAAAACGGGCAUUGCGAAAGAUCUGCGUUAUUUGCCGAAAACACAACCAAAGGAAACUAA
Messenger RNA from Acanthoscelides obtectus, 1038 nucleotides. NCBI's taxonomy places the organism in Eukaryota, Metazoa, Arthropoda, Insecta, Coleoptera, Chrysomelidae. The record is from the annotation of a GenBank genome assembly.